Molecule: messenger RNA, 1236 nt
Organism: Helobdella robusta
Lineage: Eukaryota; Metazoa; Annelida; Clitellata; Rhynchobdellida; Glossiphoniidae
Exons: 6
Coding region: 1-1236 (411 amino acids)
Source: RefSeq, a predicted model, not a curated record
AUGCAGGACGACUUCCUAGUUGAGAAUGUCGAGCCUGAGCAUUUGUUUGGAAAGCGCACGUCUGGUUAUCAAGAGUUAUGUGAUGAAAGAUACUGUUUGUAUUCCAACUUCACGUAUAGACUGUACAAUGUUUCAACAGAUGCAGAUAACGAAUGCAGAAAACUGAACAGAGAUGGCUGGCUACUGGAGGUUUACGAUGGAAACGUCAGUUCGCUAGUUGAUCGAUUUAUUAGUCAAUAUUAUUGGCAUUUAGAUCGGAGAAAUAUUCCGCUAAACAUGAAUCAUUUUGGAGAUUGGUUUUGGUUGAACAAAGUAAAAUGCAACAUAGGAGACCAAAUUCCUGCUGACCGCGUGCUUGCCUACAUUAAAAGAACUUACGAUGCUACUGGACAAAUGGUGCUAGGAUAUUUCGCAGACUACUUCAGCAGUUCUAAAAAAGCCAUUUGUAAAAUUGAAAGUAAUGCCAACGUCUUACACUCCAUCAUUGUUUGUAGAACGAAAUUUUUCGUUGCAGAUGCAAACAGUUGUUCUCAAUGGGGCAGCUGGUUCUACAAAUCAAGUUGCUUUUUGUUAAACCCAUAUCCCAACACGUGGUACCAACAAGAGAAUGAAUGCAUAAGACAAGGUGGUGAUCUGGCAGUAUUUGAUGAUCUGCUACUCAGAGACUUCAACAGGACAUGGCUUAAUUUGUGGGGAGAUGAUGGUUACUGGGUUGGACUAUCUAGAUUUAACUUCAUGUGGAGAAAAGCUGCUGAAAAUUGUUUCAAAAUAUGUUUUUAUGAAGACUCGGCCGUGAAAUUUUCAAAAUGGAAAUCUGGCCACCCAGAUUUUUACGAACCGACAUCUGGUUUCUGUUCUGCAAUCAGUCAUGCAGAUGGAAGUUAUUGGGUCAAUAACGUCAGAUGCAAUGACAACUACGUCAUCAUUUGCAUGACGGGCACUGUUAUUUCCCAAAAUCUCAUGGUUCCAUUGGUCAUUGGAUGGGCUGCGUUUGGCGUUUUAGCUGUCAUUUCGACUGUUUUCAUAUUUUUGUAUUUCAAAUAUUCCAGAAAAAUAAAAAAAUUGUCAUCAAUCUUGAUGAAUUCUCCUGAGGUCUCGAUGGCUACUACAUCGGCCAGGCAGGAAACAUUGCCAACAUUGGAAGAAACUGAACCGGAUUAUAAUACGAUCAACCUCGGUAGUGCCAAUGAAGAUAACAAAAAAAGAGUUUAUCAGAGUUUGAAUGUGCAGGUGUGA